This is a messenger RNA of Danaus plexippus (monarch butterfly), 503 nucleotides long. It is a transcript of the gene ND-B14.5B, whose product is annotated as NADH dehydrogenase [ubiquinone] 1 subunit C2. NCBI's taxonomy places the organism in Eukaryota, Metazoa, Arthropoda, Insecta, Lepidoptera, Nymphalidae. Bases 68 to 421 code for a protein of 117 amino acids. The transcript has 3 exons. Gene Ontology annotation, biological process: mitochondrial electron transport, NADH to ubiquinone. The record is from RefSeq and is a predicted model, not a curated record. Gene Ontology annotation, cellular component: mitochondrial inner membrane.
UCAUUUCAUUUUUGACAAUUAGUGCUACUUAAAAUCCUGAUCGAAGAAUUGGUUAAAUAAAAACACGAUGUCGUCUCAAAUGACUGCUUUAGAAUUAUUAAAACUUGGUGAUCAAGGAAGAGAAGCACCCGUUUUAAAUAAAUAUUGGCCUUAUAUUCUAGGAGCCGUCUUCGGAGUAGGAACAGGCAUUACGCUUAACUUGUGUACUAGACGUCCAAUAUGGAGCGGUAUUCAAAAGCAUAUUCUUGGCGUAGCUGGUUGGACUGCUACUCUAAACUACGCUCAAAACAAACGUAAUGCAUAUUAUGCCGAAAAAGAUGCAGUUCUAAGACAUUAUAUUGAAUUACACCCUGAAGAUUUCCCAGAGCCAGAAAGAAAAAAAAUUGGAGACCUUUUGGAAGACUGGAUCCCUAUACGCUAAGUGCAUAUAAUAUUUUGCAUAUUUGAACAGAUUUAGUGCAGUUUAUAAGUUAUGAUUUAAUUAAAUAAAUUAAUAUAAAAGA